AUGGCCUCAUUGAUGUCGUCCCUCAGGCUUGCCCUGCCACCCAAUUCGUGGAUCACUGCUCUUCCAUCCCCAUCAUUAGCUUCGCCUGCAACCCCCCCCGCACCUGGCGUAUACCCGUUCUCAAUCUCAGAAUCGCUCUACACAUCUCUGCUCAACCCUGCCGUUCCUCUCACAAUUGCUGCCGUGUAUGCGACGGUCGUCCAUGCCUUUAACUCCCGCUGCGAUGGUACACCCUACCGGGUCUCAAAAACCAGAGCGUUCAAAUCGUUUGUGAUUGCCCACAACCUUUUCCUGGCUAUCUACUCGCUGUGGACUUUCGUUGGAAUGUGCAUGGCUGUGCACCGCUCAAUUGUAACCACGCGUGGUGUUUCCGGGGUCGUGGAGUCGCUUUGCAAGAUUCGCCCAGAGACAAGAUUCGGGACGGAUUUGACCCAAUUGCCAGAGAAUUUAUUGCAAGGACCUGUCGGAAUGUGGGAGGAGGGUCUUGCAUUCUACGGAUGGCUGUUCUACUUGAGCAAGUUCUAUGAAGUUAUUGAUACCGCCAUUAUCAUUGCCAAAGGAAAGAAGAGCAGCCUUUUGCAGACGUACCAUCACGCUGGUGCUAUGAUUUGCAUGUGGGCUGGAAUUCGUUUCAUGUCCCCUCCCAUCUGGCUCUUCUGUGUUUUCAACUCUCUGAUCCACACACUUAUGUACACUUACUACACCCUCUCAACCCUCCACAUCCACGUCCCCAACGCUCUUAAGCGCUCCCUCACCUCCCUUCAGAUCACACAGUUCAUCGUUGGUGGAUCCGGAGCUGCCAUCCACCUCUUCAUCUACUUCACCCCUACUACUGCCACCACCAUUCUCAAUGCCGCCUCCUCUGCGAAUGCUGGUGAGAUGAUGAAGAACGGAAGCUCUGUUGGAAUGCACUCCGAGCCAGGCAUGGUCUUCUGUCUCUCCGGUCCCGAGGAAGUCUGGGCUGUUCUUGCAAACUGCUUCUACCUCACACCUUUGACCUAUCUCUUUGUCAGCUUUUUCGUGGACUCCUACACCAAGAAGGGCAAGGCCAGGAGAGCGUCGCGUGCCGCCGCUCUGGCAGCGAAGCAGCGAUAA
Molecule: messenger RNA, 1095 nt
Organism: Morchella importuna
Lineage: Eukaryota; Fungi; Ascomycota; Pezizomycetes; Pezizales; Morchellaceae
Exons: 2
Coding region: 1-1095 (364 amino acids)
Biological process (GO): sphingolipid biosynthetic process; fatty acid elongation, monounsaturated fatty acid; very long-chain fatty acid biosynthetic process
Cellular component (GO): endoplasmic reticulum membrane
Molecular function (GO): fatty acid elongase activity
Source: RefSeq, a predicted model, not a curated record